AUGCUGGCCCAGUCAUUUCAACAACAGGCAAGCCCGGUCCAGCUAUACGUUGACCGAUGUUGCGAUCCGACAUUGCUCGAGCCGAACUAUGCGCUCAAUCUCGAGUUGGCGGGAUACAUCACACAGAAGAAGGCGAAUACCCCUCGUGAGGCAGCGAUGGCAAUAGUGCGCUACGUGAACCACCGCAAUCCUCAAGUGAACAUGCUUGCAUUGACACUUCUGCAAACACUUGUUCAGAGCGUUGGAUACCCUUUUCAUCUUCAGGUUGCUACGAAGGAGUUCCUCAACGAGCUCGUACGACGAUUCCCCGAACGCCCUCCACCGUAUCCCGGCCCGGUCAUGACGCGCAUAUUAGAGGUGAUAAACGAUUGGAGGGAGGGGAUAUGUAAAGAGAGCAGAUGGAAAGAGGACCUUGGAAACAUUCGGGAUAUGCAUCGGCUGCUGGGAUUCAAGGGCUACCGAUUCCGUGAUUUACCAAGAGGAACGAACCGAUCCUUCGUUCCCACAACCGAGAAUCUCAAAUCACCAGACGAGCUGGAAGAAGAAGACCGCGAGGCUCAGGCUGCCAAACUUCAAGAGCUCAUUCGUCGCGGCACACCACGAGACCUAGCAGCGGCGCAAGAGCUCAUGAAGAUCAUGGCUGGUGCAAACCCCGAUGCGAAGCCGGACUACCGCUCCCAGACCCUCAAGGAGCUGGAGAAAGUUCAACAGAAGGUUAUCUUACUCAACGAUUUGCUGAAUAAUGCGUCACCGGGAGAACGAUUCGCAAAGGGAGACGCGUAUGAUCAAGUAGCAACGAUCUGUCGACAGGCACGUCCAAAGAUCCAGAAGUGGAUUUCAGACGCGGAAAGUGCUAGCUCCGAGGACCCGCACGUCCUCGAGACGUGCCUAGAGCUGAACGAUCUGAUCAACUCUGUUCUGAACCGGUACGAAAGCUAUCUCAGGGGAGACUUCAGCGUCCAAGGAGUCGAGAUCCACGGCGGAGUGCUCGGCGCAGGAAGUCCACCACCAGAACCGGCUGCCGCAAAGCCCAUCGACCUUAUCUCGCUCGACGAGUCCGAACAGCAUUCCGCAGUUCCACAAACAAGCGGCAGCGACGACCUGGCUGGGCUCUUCGGGCCCGCACCAGCAGCACCAGUGCAGGCAGCAGCGCACCAUCCGUUUACUCCAGCUCAGAUCACCUCCCUCUAUUCUCAGGGUUCAACCACGAGGGGGAUGCACACCCCUCAGGGGAGCUUGUCCGGGUUCUCGGGCUCUGAUGGAUUCUCUCCUCAACCACAGAAUCAAGCUAGUCCUGCCCAUCCUGGGUUCUUCAACCUUCACACAAUGAGCGUCCCGCAGGGGAGUAGUCGGACAGGCACGCCUACGCUCACCGGGCAGCAGCCGCAGGCGCAGGCGCAGCAACAGCAUUCCGGCCUGGACGCGUUUGGUCCCUUUAACUCCCCACCCAUGCAGCCUAUGCAGCCUCCAACAGCACCAGCCGUACCAGCACAAAACGGUGGGACGGGGAAGGGCAAGGAUCCGUUUGCGGAUCUUGAGGGCUUAUUCUGAGUGUAUGACCAGGGUAUUUGGUGCUGUUCUAGUCCGGAUGUUGUGUAGAUGUAGGAUGUGCGAUGAUGUGGUUUUUCUAUGUUGCGACAAUCUACAAAAAGAAGAUGAUGACCCCUAUCAAACUUGUGCAUCGUCUCUCCCCCUCGGGAAGUUCCUUCAUGCCUUCGUAUUCUGCGCCUGUAUGGCGCUCAGCAGAGCAUAAAUCAUCUGAAGCCUAGGUAUAGGCACGCCAUACUCCUCUGCCCAGCUAACCAAGCUCCCAACGAUAAUCUCACUUUCGAUCGGCGCUCCCCUUUCGACGUCGACCAGCGUGCUCGGCUUAAGCUCCGUCGUCCUUCCAUCUUCUUCGUCCAGCGUCUCUCUCGCGAUCGUCCUCGCGUGUUCAGUCUCGAUCGGAUACCCCAUCUUCUGCCCUAUGGCGAUGAUCUCUCCUGCCACACCCUCAAGAGCUUCCCGCAUGCGCGCCGUCACCUCCGGGGUGGAGCUAAAGGCCGGUGUCGGUAGUCGGGAGAGGACGCAUAGAGUGGCGACACAUGCGUUCCAGAUGUUCUUCCGGAACUUGGCAUGCUGAAUGUUCCUUUCGGCAGAGAUUGUCCCACCACCUCCGGUGAUCAGCGAGCAGAAGGUAGCGAGCGCUGCUUCGGCUUUGGGAGACGCGGGGCGGGUGGUGGAGGGCCCGACGCCAGUGAAGACUCCUACGGCUAGGCGUUCAGGCCCCGUCUGGACAAUCCCUGCCCUCCCAUCUGUCAAGUUCGAGUCGAUAUACACCGCCGCGCUCAGCACUACCGCCUCUGGAUCUAGCUUUCUAGCUGCCUCAUCCAGGUCGUGCUCGAUUCCUACCCCAUUCUGCAGUAGCACAAACGUAGGGAGUCCGUGUGCUUUUACAUACUCUGCAGUGAGAAGGGGUGCGAGGAGGACGGUGGUUGGGAGGAC
Messenger RNA from Dacryopinax primogenitus, 2484 nucleotides. Its product is annotated as VHS-domain-containing protein. Bases 1 to 1551 code for a protein of 516 amino acids. The record is from RefSeq and is a predicted model, not a curated record. Gene Ontology annotation, biological process: Golgi to endosome transport; Golgi to vacuole transport; protein transport to vacuole involved in ubiquitin-dependent protein catabolic process via the multivesicular body sorting pathway. Gene Ontology annotation, cellular component: trans-Golgi network. NCBI's taxonomy places the organism in Eukaryota, Fungi, Basidiomycota, Dacrymycetes, Dacrymycetales, Dacrymycetaceae. The transcript has 10 exons. Gene Ontology annotation, molecular function: phosphatidylinositol binding; ubiquitin binding.